GACGCCGGGCGUGCUGGCACCGGCGAGCGCGCAGCUCGUGUGCUGGAUCACCUGCAGGGCGUUUUGAGAAACUAUGGCAGCGGUAACGCUCUGAUCCAACUCCAUGACGGGAGACAUGGAGGGCUGAUUGAUAUGUUGAAUGUGAAAUGGUUACAUCCACCUCGAAUCGUGUUCUCUUGGAUCCUGCGCGUGCGUCCGUUGCCAUGACAGCGCGCCAGCACGCGGAAGCGAUGUAAAUAAGGCCAACAGCUCGUACCCGUAAAUGCUUUACUUCUAUCGACAUUUUAAGCCACUUUAGCAAGAUUCACUGACGACCUGUACGAAAACAAAAUAAGUCUUAACAAAAGUUUUAUUUGAACUUUUAAAAGGUUCCAGGUCAUCAUGGCGAAUGUUGCCAAAUCCUGGUUGAAUAAAUCCAAAAGUGGAAGGAGGACCAGAUCACCACCAGUCUCAGAUAAGAAGCCUUUGGGAGAGAUCGAAGAGUCCUCCUCAACUGUAGGUGAACAGAAUCAGAGCGGCAUUCUCAAUGACCAAGACAUCCUAAAUCUGACCAUCACAUCACAGGAUCUGGAGAAGCUGCGAGUCCCUAAACCCCCUACAGACCCCCAGAAGCCCAAAUCAAUGACCCGGGUGUAUGUCCGUAAGACACGCCCUCCAGACGAGGUCGGCAGGAAGGUAAGGGUCACGGUGGCGAGACCUCUACCACCUAACGCUUCUUCACAGCCGCUCAACUACACAGGUCCUGCUGGGCCGCGGUUUGACGCACGGGGGAUGGUGCUGCCACACAGCAUUCUGGGAAGCCUGGAGGAUUUUAAGAGAGAGACGGCACUCAGAGGUGACUCAGGGCUGUUACAGAGAAUCCCAGAAACACAGAAAGUCACGCCUCUACUGGUGGAGCGUGAGAGAAAUGACUACAAAUCAGAAGAUGAGACCCAACAUAGCAACGCCCUCCAGCACUGGUACCGCCACAUGACUGAGAGACACAGACAGCAAAACUUUAUUUCACGAUUACUGCAGAGGCCGGUGGGACAUCUGUUGAUGAAUCAGUCCAGCAGAUUCAGACGCAUUCAGGAACAACGAGAUCUCAUCAACAGACUACAUGGUCAACAUGUGGGCUGUGAGUUCUGGAACAUUCCGCAGCAUUUUGGAGAUGAGCUGAGUGGGAUAACGGCAACCCGUACCGAGACAGAGAGAGGAAACCCUCCACCCGUCACUCGCAUCGGACAUCCAACCACGACACGAUGGGAGUCAGGUAACGGGUUUUGUGAUGCAGUAUACAAUGGAUGGGAUCGGAGUGUGUACCUGCAACAGCGUCGCCUUGAGCUCAGGGACGUUCUGAGAGACUUCAGUCCCCCGGACAUCGAUGGGCUGGAGGUGGUUGGUUCUGGUCUGCCCUUCACCUCCACAUCUUUGAGAUCUUCAUCUCUACUGGAUGAGGAAAACAAUGAAGAACAGCGGAGUGAAAUGGAGCAGAUAGAAAGCGAAGAUCCUCUGGCGCUUUAUGAUGACAUCAUCAUGGAUGUCGAGCUGGUUCCUGCUCUGAGGUUUUGUGGAGAACUGGCUCGCUGGACCGGCACCACGUCCUCCCACCAGGAGCAGCGGGGUAUCUCAGCGAGGAUGAUGUUUGAGAUCGUAACAGGAGAGAGUGUGAGCUCUCAUCUGGAGUUAAAGAAUGAAGGAAGUACUGUCAUUUAUUACAGCUGGGAGAGAGUGACACAACCACACACACACACGCAACACUUCUACUUCAACAACAGUGAAGCUGUGAUAUUACCGGGCGGCACCAAACACAUCACAGUCGUCUUUAAGAGCGCGUCUGCGGGCAUCAUGACUGAAGUUUGGCAACUCAACACACACCCUGUGCUGAUGGGCGGAGCUUCACUUCAGGUCACACUGAGGGGCGUGGCUAUAGACCAGGACCAAAGCGCCCACCAGAGAGCAGCACUGGAGAGGGAUCUCCAUCAGAAAGAGGCCGUGUGCUUGUGUAGAUGGAUCAUGAAGGAGGUGCUCAGUGGGGUUUGUACUCCAGAAAGGCCGAGCUCACCGGUUGAUCUCCACAUCACUGAAGAGGAGCAGUUCCUCGCACACAACCAUAAUUUGCAGUACCACCGUGAGCCCGUGGAGGCGCUGCAGAGGUUAUGGGAGCAGGUCAAGAGGUCAGGACAGGUGUGGGAUCUGUCAUUAAACACCUUCGCACAGAUGGCGCUGUCCCUCCCUGAGACAGAUGAGCAGACAGACAGGCUGAGCAAGGAGACAUGUAUGAACCAAUAUAACUCACUGGUGUCACAGUUGCAGCGACCGCGGACACACACGACUCCUUUAACUCUACACAACAUCAGUCUUCAGUUGUGGAGAGAGAUGGUGGACGGUUUGGUCAUCGAGUCUGUGAAGUUGAGAGAUGCACUUGGACUUCCUGAACACAACGUUUGGAGUGACAAAACACAAGAGCGCAACACCUUGGAGAAGACGAAGAAUGAGGAGGCGGAGCAGAGAAAAGGAGGAGCAGCGCAGAAAGAUGUGAAGAGAGGAGCCAAAGAUACAGAUGUGAAGAGAGGAGUCAAAGACACGGAGGGGAGGAGAGGAGGAACUCGAGCAGCAGUGAUUGAGGAACGCGGGAACGCGCGGAUAAACUCGCCGGAGGAGAAAACGGAUAGAGGAGAGAGAGAAUUACACUUUCCUGUUGACGCUCACAAUCAGGAACUGUACAGACGACUGCUACACACACAGGUGUCUGCUCUGAUGAAGACAAUGAUGGACUCUCUGUGUGAUUUACUUGAUGAUGCACAACAAACUCAACAACUCUUACAAAACAUUUGAAGAAUCAUCACAUCUCUGUAUGGUUUGGAAUCGUAUACAAUGCCUUAAAUAAAUGUUG
Molecule: messenger RNA, 2875 nt
Organism: Triplophysa dalaica
Lineage: Eukaryota; Metazoa; Chordata; Actinopteri; Cypriniformes; Nemacheilidae
Gene: mycbpap
Product: mycbp associated protein
Exons: 20
Coding region: 382-2817 (811 amino acids)
Source: RefSeq, a predicted model, not a curated record